UCAAUCAAAAUUAUUAAGUAAUAUUGAUGGCUUCAUUCUCUGGUUUUAAGAUUACAAGCUUUCUACCACUUGUGGUGGGAUUAAUUCUAGCAUAUCAUGUAGUUAUACUAGUGGAAGCAGGUAGGGAUAUUGCUAGUAGGUUAUCCGAGGAAGAGGAUCUGGAGUUGGAAAGGCAACUCAACAUUCUUAACAAGCCACCUGUUAAAACAAUCCAUACUCAACGAGGUGUUAUCUACGAUUGCAUUGAAUUCCACAAGCAACCCGCAUUUGACAACCCUCUCCUUAAGAACCAUGAGAUCCCGAUACAUGAAACUGCAUCUACAAGACCACAUAAAACAUUGGUGAUGACUCAAAUCGAAGAGUGUCCAAAAGGAACGGUUCCUAUUCGUAGGACAACAAAAGAAGAUCUGAUCAGAGCCAAAUAUCUAUCUUCCGCAUCCAACACUGCUGGUGAUGAAUACAGAGCUGGUAUGACCCUUCAAAUAGAAGGUGAAAGAUUUUUUGGAGUCAAAGGAGUUGCAAAUAUAUGGCAACCCAGAGUAAACCCCGACCAAUUUAGUGGAGCUGAAACUGCAAUUAGAGCUGGGCCAGUAGAACAGAUGAAUGAAAUCCAAUUCGGAUGGACAGUAAACCCACAAUUGUACGGGGAUAAUCUGACUGCAAUGUUUGCAUAUUGGACGAGUGAUGGUGGUAAAUCGACAGGUUGCUAUAAUACUCUUUGCCCUGGAUUUGUGCAAGUUGAUCCGAAAUCAACUCCUGAUAUGUACCUCGUCAACAUAUCGGUUGUUGGAGGCACACAGUAUGGACUUCACAUGGAAAUUUCUAUGGAUCGUGAAACUGAAAACUGGUGGCUGAUACUCGAAGAUACCACUAAAAUUGGCUAUUGGCCAGCAGAACUAUUCCAGCGUUUAAAUUUAGGCGCCGAGUAUAUAUAUUGGGGUGGUCGUGUAAAGUCCGGACAAGAUGGGAUACCAGAAAUGGCUAGUGGUAAUCUACCAAAUAGGCAUCCCGAUCACGCUGGUUAUUAUUCAAAACUUCAAUACAAAAACCAGGACGAUAUCCCUGGGAUUCCUGAUGACAGGGUUCAACUUACAGUUGAUUGUAAAGCGUCAUAUAAUUCCCUUUGGGAUAAUGAACACACCAUCCUUCACUAUGGAGGACCUGGUGGUGGAACAUGCGCUUGAGUGCUGAACGUUGAUGUUGGGCAAAUAAAAGUUGUUGGACUAAAUAUAAGGAAUGUAUUACAUAGCAUGCCUCAAGU
Molecule: messenger RNA, 1261 nt
Organism: Papaver somniferum (opium poppy)
Lineage: Eukaryota; Viridiplantae; Streptophyta; Magnoliopsida; Ranunculales; Papaveraceae
Exons: 7
Coding region: 27-1184 (385 amino acids)
Source: RefSeq, a predicted model, not a curated record